Messenger RNA from Spirometra erinaceieuropaei, 2957 nucleotides. The record is from the annotation of a GenBank genome assembly. NCBI's taxonomy places the organism in Eukaryota, Metazoa, Platyhelminthes, Cestoda, Diphyllobothriidea, Diphyllobothriidae.
AUGGAGUUCCUAGAUCGCCAUCACGCCUCUAUUGAGCUCUCUCCCCUCAGAAUCUGCCUGGACGGCACCGAGGUUUUCCUGGCAGACACCCUCGCAGUGAUUAAUGACGGACCGUGGUGGACCCCUCUCCUCUCUGGGUCUGUAAUUGACGAGUCAUCACAUCAAGCUGUUGUUCGGCUUCUAUAUGAGUUUGCCUUUCAAUUCGACGUCAAUAACACAUCUUUGGGGCACACAAAAGUCCAUCAGCACUGCAUUGACUCGGGACGCCCGACCUAUCCGCCAGGCUCCUCGGCGUAUUCCUAUUUAUUAUCAAAAGGAUCUGGAAAAUGAUUCAAGAUAUGUUGAACAGAAGUAUUAUACGACCAUCUUCUUCCCCUUGGGCGUCGCCUAUUGUUCUCGUUAAGAAGAAGGAUGGGACUUUCCGCUUAUGUGUCGAUUACCGGCGGCGAAACUCCGUAACCAAACGUGACUCUUUUCCGCUGCCCAGCAUCGAUGGCACCAUUGAUGCUCUGUCAGGAGCUGCGUCGUUCUCUACUCUAGAUCUCGCAUCUGGUUAUUGGCAGGUUGAAGUUCACCCAGCUGAUUGGGCGAAAACGGCCUUUGUGGUGCCCUCUGGCCUCUAUGAGUUCAAUAUGAUGCCUUUUGGCCUGGUGAAUGUUCCGGCCACAUUUCAACGGCUUAUGACAACGGUGCUCCGUGACAUAACCCCCACGGCCUGUUUGAUUUACCUUGACGAUAUUAUAGUCCACGGAAAGACGGUUGAGGAGCAUAAUGCACACCUCCGGGAGGUUUUAUUGCGACUGAGAGAUGCGGUUCUUGUUCUACGGACAGAUAAAUGUAAACUUCUGCAGAACCAGACCCUGCUUCUUGGGUACAUCCUGUCGCCCUCGGGUAUACACCCAGAUCCAGACAAGAUAUCCCACAUAUGUGAAUGACCGGCACCCAAGACGAGCCAGGAAGUCCGUAGUUUUCUCGGUCUUGCAUCCUACUACAGGAAAUUUGUUCGUGGGUUCGCUGGCAUCGCCUCACUCCUUCACCGGCUGACCGAAAAGUCUAGGCCUUUCCUGUGGACUAAAGAGUGUGAGGCAGCUUUCGAUCAGCUUAAACGUGCUUUGACAUCCCCUCCGAUUCUCAGCCUCCCGGAUGUUUCUUCAUCUGCCGGUGAGUUUAUUCUCGAUACUGAUGCCAACGAUAGAGCCAUCGGAGCUGUCCUGUCUCAGCUGACUGCCGACGGUGAUGAGAAAGUGAUAGCGUUCGCAAGCAGGCAAUUGAGCAAAGAGGAGCGACCGUAUAGCACCACUCGUCGAGAGAUGUUAGCGCUGGUAUAUUUCCUCAAGUAUUUUCGCCCUUACCCCUUGGGUCGCCACUUUGUGGUCUGCACAGACCAUAAUGCUCUGCAUUGGCUGCAAAACUUUCGCGAUCCAGAAGGGCAAGUAGCGCGCUGUCAAGAACAACUGCAAGAAUAUGACUUUACUUGUGUAUACCGUCCAGGCGCUAGACACCAGAACGCCGACGCUCUUUCACGACGCCUGACUUCAUCCGAUGAGGCUGUCAAUGCCAUUGUGACGGUCGACGACGUGCAACAGUGGGCCAUCCUGCAAGCUGAGGACCCGGAUUUCGGCGACAUAUAUGACCGGCAGCUGCAUGGGUCUCGAAAGCCGACCGGCCGAGAAAUGAGAGAAAAGUCCGCCGCAGCGCGAGCACUGUGGGCUAGUUGGGUCAGAUUGCGCAUAAGUGACGGAGUCUUGUUCCUACAUAGUGGCGCUAAUGAGCCACUGCGACUCGUGAUGCCGAAGGCGAAGGUACGAGAUACCAUAGGUAACAUUCAUAAUCAACUCGAACACGCGGGCCAACGCAAAAUAGAAGCAGCCGUUCGCAGGCGCUUUUGGUGGCCGACUAUCCAUCAGGACGUGGUGUCCUACUGCACUGCGUGCUAAGUUUGCGCUCAGAUAAAGUCGCCGACUCCCGCACCACGAGCCCUGCUGCAUCCUAUUGCUGUGGACGGACCUAAUCACCGGAUUGGUGUAGAUAUAAUUGGACCGCUGCCGACCACUCGUCGUGGUAAACGUUUCAUACUGGUGAUGGUUGACUACUUCACCAAGUGUUGCGAGGCCGUACCAUUACAAACUCGGGACGCAAAGUCAGUCGCAGCAGCCAUCCUCAACGAUUGGAUUAGCCGUUACGGGGCGCCCACGAUAAUCCAUUCCGAUCGAGGCACGGCGUUUGAGAACCAUCUCCUGGCCGAAUUAUGCUCGUUACUGCAGAUCAAGAAAACACGGACUACUCCUUAUCAUCCCGAAGGAAAUGGACUGGUCGAACGCACGAACAGGACGAUCAAGCGAAUUUUAUCUGAAUUCGUUGAUCGCGAGUCAUCUGAUGCCUGGGACGAACACUUACCGCAGUGCCUGUUAGCGUAUCGGACCGCCGUCCACGACUCAACCGGAUUUUCUCCCGCGUUGCUCCAGCUCGGCUAUGAGCUUCGAUUACUGGCAGCUAUUCACUCGUCACUUAUACCCGCCGAGUCCCUUAGUAUGGGGGAAUACACACGAGCUCUCAAAGAAAGACUUGUCACGGUAUACAGACAGGCUGCUGGCAACAUCCAAAUGGCCCAACAGCAUCAGAAAACUUGCUACGACCGACACCGAGCUGGGCCAGAAUAUCAUGUUGGCGAUUCCGUGUUACUGUUCAGGCCGCGACCGCCCCUCGGGGCUGCUGCAAAGUUUUACCGGCCGUGGCAAGGCUGGUAUAUUAUCGUUUACCAACCCUUCCCCGACACGUUUGUUCUUCGCGACCCGCAGAGACCUUUCGCCGAUGUUCUCACCGUCCACUACAAUCAGAUCAAGCCAGCGCCCGAUUGCGGACCACCUCCCGAUUCCCCUCUCUCACUUGUCCCCUCCGGUUCCCUUCCCCCGGUAGCGCAGACGGUUGAAAUAUCUGCAUCGAACUUUCAGGGAUAG